Molecule: messenger RNA, 2197 nt
Organism: Oryza sativa Japonica Group (Japanese rice)
Lineage: Eukaryota; Viridiplantae; Streptophyta; Magnoliopsida; Poales; Poaceae
Product: protein DETOXIFICATION 49
Biological process (GO): xenobiotic detoxification by transmembrane export across the plasma membrane
Cellular component (GO): membrane
Molecular function (GO): antiporter activity; xenobiotic transmembrane transporter activity
Source: RefSeq, a predicted model, not a curated record
CAGGCUUCCCAUCCCCUCGCGCGGCUCAGAGCACACAGCUCCACCAACCUCACACGGCCUCAGGCCUCAGCCUCCAAAGGGGAGACAGGAGAGAAAGCUAACGCUUCUCUCUCUCUCUCGGUUAAUUGCCUGUCUGCGUGGGAGUUACCUCCACACAGCGCCGUAAAAGCUUCGAGCGAAACCCCACGCACGUACGCAGGCACGCACACGCGCGCCGGCGGGCGGGAGAAGACCAGAGUGUUCUUCUGUUUCAGCUAUGACGACCUGCGCGGAUGACCAGACGGGCUGCGCCUUCUUCGCCCCCUUGCUGUCCUCCAAGGGGGCGGAGGUCGUCAUCUUGGUGGCCGGCGAUGAGGCGGAGGAGCAGCAGCCGGCGCCGGUGCUGACGAGCAAGCCGCCGGGUCGGCUCGCCAAGGCGGUGAACGAAGCCUGGUCCGUUUCUUUGGGCGUCGCGUUCCCGGUGACGCCGUCCAUGUUCACCUGCUCGGCACGGGGCGAGGCGCGGUCCAUUCUUGGCCUCGCAUUCCCGAUGAUACUGACGGGUUUGCUGCUCUAUCUCCGGUCGAUGAUCUCGAUGCUAUUCCUUGGUCACCUCGGCGGGCUGGCCCUCGCCGGCGGGUCCCUCGCCAUCGGAUUCGCCAAUAUUACCGGCUACUCUGUCCUCUCCGGCCUCGCCAUGGGCAUGGAGCCGAUAUGCGGUCAGGCCUUCGGCGCGGGCAAUUACGCGCUCCUGGGCGUCACCAUGCAGCGGACGGUGCUCCUCCUCAUCGCGGCCGCCAUCCCCAUAGGUGGCCUGUGGGUGCAGAUGCGGCCUCUCCUCCUCUUCUGUGGCCAGGACGCCGCCAUCGCGGCGGUCGCCGAGACCUACAUUUUCGCGUCUCUCCCUGACCUCGUGCUCCAGGCAUUCCUCCACCCGGUGAGGAUAUACCUCAGGACGCAAUCCAUCAACCUGCCCCUCACCGUGUGCGCCGGCCUGGCCAUUGCCAUCCACCUCCCCAUCAACUACGUUCUCGUAGUCGUCCUCGGCCUCGGCGUAAAGGCGGUCGCAUUGGCGUCCGUGCUGGCCAACUUGAACCUCGUGCUCUUCCUCCUCGCCUACAUCUUCUUGAAAGGCGUCCACAAGCGCACCGGCGGUUUCCUUCUGUCCGCCGAGAGCUUCCGUGGCUGGGGCGAGCUCAUCAGCCUCGCGCUGCCGAGCUGCGUGAGCGUCUGCCUCGAGUGGUGGUGGUACGAGAUCAUGAUCCUGCUGUGCGGCCUGCUGCUGAACCCGCAGGCGACGGUGGCGUCCAUGGGCAUACUGAUCCAGACCACGUCGCUCAUAUACAUCUUCCCUUCGUCGCUCAGCUUCGGCGUGUCCACCCGCGUGAGCAACGAGCUAGGCGCGGGGCAGCCCGAGGAGGCGAGCCGCGCAGCCACGGUGGGGCUCGUGCUCGGCUUCGGGUUCGGCGCCUUCGCCUCCGCGUUCGCGUUCCUCGUGCGCAACGUGUGGGCGAGCAUGUUCACGGCCGACCCGGCCAUCGUCGCGCUCACCGCGUCCGUGCUGCCCAUCCUGGGCUUGUGCGAGCUCGGCAACUGCCCGCAGACGACGGGGUGCGGGGUGCUGCGCGGCAGCGCGCGGCCCAAGGACGCCGCGAGCAUCAACCUCCGCUCCUUCUACCUCGUCGGGACGCCCGUGGCGCUCGUCAUGGCAUUCUGGUUCCACUUGGACUUCAGGGGCCUCUGGUUCGGUCUGCUCGCUGCGCAGGCCACCUGCACGGUGCGCAUGCUGCUGGUCAUCGGCCGGACGGAUUGGGCGGCCGAGGCCAAGCGGUCCAAGCAGCUCACCGGAGCGGGCGCCGCCAACAUGGAGAGUGACGACAGAGUUGCCGCGGACGAGAAGUCGCGCUUACCCGUCGAUACGGACGUGGAGCGAUCGAGCGAUCACACUGAUCGGUGUUGAACUGCUGACAGCAACAGCGCGAGCCGCAUGCGUAUUGUAGUAAUCUAGCCUCUCUUUUUUUCUUUUUCUUUUUUACCAUUUUUAUUUCCUCCCUCUUUCCAAAUUUCGGCGGGGGAGGAAUCAGAUGCUGACAGAGCGACAAUUUUGUUCUCGGAUGCUAAUUAGCAAUGUAAAGAUUAUGCUGAUUGUUUAUUAGUAGCAUAGAGUUGGAGAAUAUGAGAUACCAAGGAAAAAGAUUAAUUUUGACUCUUUUCACAA